Molecule: messenger RNA, 717 nt
Organism: Ambispora leptoticha
Lineage: Eukaryota; Fungi; Glomeromycota; Glomeromycetes; Archaeosporales; Ambisporaceae
Source: the annotation of a GenBank genome assembly
AUCAUACAUAUCGAUGCCAAACCAAAUGUCCGUAAACAAAUCCUUCGCGAACUUCAUAUUCUUCACGACUGCAAAUCACCGUAUAUUGUGUCAUUUUAUGGAGCAUUUAUGAAUGAUGGUGAUGCUUCUAUGUGCAUGGAAUAUAUGGAUGUUGGAAAAAACGGUGCCAUUCCAUUAGAUAUACUUGGCAAAAUUACACAUUCGGUACUAGAGGGUCUUAAUUAUUUAUAUCAAUGUCAUCAAAUCAUUCAUAGAGACGUAAAACCUUCCAACAUCCUUGUUAAUUCAAAAGGUCAAAUCAAAAUUUGUGAUUUUGGAGUUUCUGGUGAAUUAAUUAAUUCAGUGGCAGAUACUUUUGUUGGCACAUCACAUUACAUGUCGCCUGAACGUAUUCAAGGCUCUCCGUAUACUGUAAGAUCGGAUGUUUGGUCUCUCGGUAUUACUUUGAUGGAAUUAGCUAUCGGAAGAUUUCCUUUCCCCCCUGAUGGUAGUCAAUUGACUGUGUUAGAACUGUUGCAACAUAUUGUCAAUGAACCUCCCCCAGCAUUACCAGCCGGAGAAUUUCCACCAGAUUUUGAAAAUCUAGUACAGCAAUGUUUAAUCAAAGAUGUUGAUAAACGGCCGGUACCUCACGAUUUACUGCAACAUCGAUACGUAAGGGCUUCUGCUCAAUCGCAAGUAAAUGUUGAAGCUUGGGCAAACAGUAUUAAACGAUAG